Messenger RNA from Leptinotarsa decemlineata (Colorado potato beetle), 1772 nucleotides. RefSeq names its product RNA polymerase II-associated protein spaghetti (gene spag). The record is from RefSeq and is a predicted model, not a curated record. Lineage: Eukaryota; Metazoa; Arthropoda; Insecta; Coleoptera; Chrysomelidae. Gene Ontology annotation, cellular component: protein folding chaperone complex. Gene Ontology annotation, molecular function: protein binding.
UCUGUAUAGUAUUCUGUGACAUAACUGACAUUUAACAAUUGACAUUGGUGGUCACGGAUCAUGAGAAAGAGUGUUACAAUAGUAAACAAUUAUUAAUUAUCUACUUUUAAAAAAUGAGUGUAAAUCCAAUAUUAUUACAAAAAAUACUCAGAGAAAACGCAUCUGAUCUACAAGAUUUUUCUAAAGACCUGAAAAAUUGGGGUGAAGAAAUGAAACGCAAAGAUGAUUCUCUAAAAACAGAUACUGGGCAGUCAACUGGUAAAGUGAGGAAAAUUUCAAAAGCUGGUUCAACGAAGGUGAAAGUUAUUGGAAAACCAAAGAAGCUUACCAAAAGUGGAACUACUAAUUAUGCUGCUUGGGAUAAAUUUGAUGUUGACGCUGAACUACAAAAACUUGAGGAAGAUAUAAAUGAAGAUUCGGAACUGACAGAUGAAUGUAAUGAGAACAUAUAUGAUGAAGCACUUAUUGAAAAAGAAAAGGGCAAUAAGUUUGUGAAAAACCAAAAGUGGGAUGAGGCUAUCAAAUCGUAUACUAAAGCCAUUGAAUGCUAUUCUUAUGAUCCAGUCUUUUAUGCAAACAGAGCAUUGUGUUACUUAAAGAUCAGUAAAUUUGAGGAAACUGAGAAAGAUUGUACGCUCUCUUUGAAAUUAGAUCCCACUUACGUGAAGGCUUACCAAAGACGUGCUGCUGCUAGGUCAAAUUUAAACAAACUAGAAAACGCUGAAAUGGAUCUUUUGAAAGUCCUAGAGCUAGAACCUAAAAAUAAAGAAUCCAUAAUAGAAUUAGAAAAAAUUCGUCAGAAAUUGAACAGACACACAGAAAAGGUAAUAUAUUCUAGAGUAACUCGAGACAUAAAACCAAUAGAUGACAGUAAACCUAGUACAUCUUGGUCGCCACAAGAAGAUAUUAUUUUAGUCAAGCCAAUUCAGAAGCCCCCACAUCUGAGAUCACAAAAACCCCUUAAGAGAAUAUCAAUUACUGAAACGAAAGGAGGCUUUACAGAAAAGACAAUUGAAUCUCCUAGAUCUCAGGAAGCAGUAAAGAGGCAUGUGGUAGAAAGGCAUGAAAACAUUGAAAAUUUGAAUGAACUUGAUGAACAAAUUGGCGAAUUCAAAAAGAAAAAGGCUGAAAAACAUUUGGAGAAGUCUGAACAAUCCAAAAGUACGGUUGAUUUCAAACAGGAGACUCAAACUUGCUUUAAAAAUGAGGAUUUCAAGAUUACAGAAAGAACCUAUUCGGCGUCAAAUACAAAGGAUGUAAAAAAUACAGUAAAUGAUAAUAAAAAAUUAAUAGAGUGCAAUGAUAGAGAUGUCAACUUAGCUACACCUAAAAAUUCUGUACAGUUUUAUUCAUCUUGGAGGAAUCUCAAGACGCCAGAAGAAAAGUAUAUUUAUUUAAAGUCCGUUAAGCCACAAGAAUUACCAAAAAUAUUUUUGAACUCGCUGGAAAGUGAUAUUUUUAGUAAUAUCUUGGAAGUGAUGGUGAAUUACUACAUAAUUAAUAAGGAUCCCGUUUUUGAUAUUUUGAAUUAUUUCUCAGAAGUAAAACGUUUCAGUGCUAUCACAAUGUUUAUGGCCUCCGAGGAUAGAAACAAUUUAUGGAAACUCUUUGAUUAUAUGAAGCAAAAUAGUGAACGAGAAAAUGAUGAAAUUGACAAAUUGAGGAAAAAAUAUGAAUUAUAGUUCCAAUAGUUAUAUUAGUUACAUGUGAAUGAUUGCACUCUCCUAUAACAUUUUCUUUUUGAUAUUUUUCGAAUAGAUUCAUUCAAAGUA